Calidris pugnax (ruff) is the source of this 5321-nucleotide messenger RNA. RefSeq names its product tripartite motif containing 33 (gene TRIM33). The coding region runs from base 28 to 3306 and encodes 1092 amino acids. Gene Ontology annotation, molecular function: zinc ion binding; protein binding. NCBI's taxonomy places the organism in Eukaryota, Metazoa, Chordata, Aves, Charadriiformes, Scolopacidae. The record is from RefSeq and is a predicted model, not a curated record. The transcript has 20 exons.
CGGGGAGUCGGGUUCAAAGGAGGAAACAUGGCGGAAAACAAAGGAGGCGGCGGCGGCGGGGAGGGGGCUGCCGAGGCCGGGCCGGGCGGCGGUGGCGGCCUAGAACCUGCAGCCGCCUCUCCGUCCGGCGCCGCGCCCCCCGCGCUCGCCUCCGCGCCUCCCGAAGAGCGGGAGAGCCCAGGCGCGGCGGCGGCGGCGGUGGAACGAGGUCUCGGGGAGGCCGAGGCCGAGGCGGCGGCGGGGCCCGGUGUCGCUCCCGGGCCGGGCCCCAGCCCGGUGCCUCCAUUGACACCGGCGGCUCCAGCGCCUUUCUCGCUGCUGGACACCUGCGCCGUGUGCGCGCAGAGCCUGCAGAGCCGGCGGGAGGCCGAGCCCAAGCUGCUGCCCUGCCUGCACUCCUUCUGCCGCCGCUGCCUGCCCGAGCCCGAGCGGCAGCUCAGCGUCCCCAUCCCCGGCGGCGCCAACGGCGACGUCCAGCAAGUUGGCGUGAUCAGAUGUCCGAUAUGCCGCCAAGAGUGCAGACAGAUAGAUCUGGUGGAUAACUACUUUGUAAAAGACACGUCAGAAGCACCCAGCAGCUCCGAUGAGAAGUCAGAGCAGGUGUGCACAAGCUGUGAAGAUAACGCCAGCGCUGUCGGAUUUUGUGUAGAGUGUGGGGAAUGGUUGUGCAAGACUUGCAUAGAAGCUCAUCAGCGAGUAAAAUUUACUAAAGAUCAUAUGAUCAGAAAAAAAGAGGAUGUAUCUUCAGAGGCCGUGGGAGCAUCUGGUCAACGUCCUGUUUUCUGUCCUGUCCACAAACAAGAGCAGUUAAAACUUUUCUGUGAAACCUGUGACAGGCUGACAUGCAGAGACUGUCAGUUACUGGAGCACAAAGAACACAGGUAUCAGUUUCUGGAAGAAGCUUUUCAGAACCAGAAGGGAGCAAUUGAGAACCUGUUGGCCAAGCUUCUUGAGAAGAAGAACUAUGUAAAUUUUGCAGCUACCCAAGUUCAGAAUAGGAUAAAAGAAGUAAAUGAAACAAACAAACGAGUAGAACAGGAAAUCAAAGUGGCUAUAUUCACCCUCAUCAAUGAAAUCAAUAAAAAGGGAAAAUCUCUCUUACAGCACCUUGAGAAUGUCACAAAGGAGAGACAGAUGAAGUUAAUACAGCAACAAAAUGACAUCACUGGUCUUUCACGACAAGUGAAGCAUGUGAUGAACUUCACUAAUUGGGCUAUUGCAAGCGGCAGCAGUACUGCUUUGCUCUACAGUAAGCGGCUGAUAACAUUCCAGUUACGUCAUAUUUUAAAGGCACGUUGUGAUCCUGUCCCAGCUGCCAAUGGAGCGAUUCGCUUCCAUUGUGACCCUACAUUCUGGGCAAAGAACGUCGUCAAUUUAGGUAACCUUGUCAUUGAAAAUAAACCAACUCCUACUUACACUCCUAAUGUAGUGGUUGGACAAGCUCCUCCAGGAACAAACCACAUCAACAAAGCUCCGGGACAAAUUAAUCUGGCGCAGCUCCGGCUUCAGCACAUGCAGCAGCAAGUUUAUGCCCAGAAGCACCAGCAGCUGCAGCAGAUGAGGAUGGGGCAGCCAACGGGGUCCGUUCCCAGGCAGAGCAGCCAGCAGGUCUUGCAGCAGCAGCCUCCCAGGUUGAUCAGCAUGCAGACCAUGCAGAGGGGUAACAUGAACUGUGGGGCUUUCCAAGCACAUCAGAUGAGAAUGGCUCAGAAUGCUGCUCGUAUACCAGGAAUACCACGCCACAAUGGACAACAAUACUCCAUGAUGCAGCCUCACCUUCAAAGACAACACUCUAACCCUGGCCACGCGGGGCCUUUUCCAGUUGUCUCUGUGCACAACACCACUAUUAAUCCAACUAGUCCCACCACAGCAACAAUGGCGAGUGCAAACCGUGGUCCAACAAGUCCGUCCGUUACAGCCAUCGAGCUCAUUCCUUCUGUAACAAACCCAGAGAAUUUACCUUCCCUGCCGGACAUCCCACCGAUCCAGCUUGAAGAUGCUGGUUCAAGUAAUUUGGAUAACCUUCUAAGCAGAUACAUUACAGGCAGCCACCUACCCCCACAACCUACGAGUACCAUGAAUCCCUCCCCAGGACCUUCAGCUCUGUCUCCAGGGUCAUCAGGUUUAUCCAACUCCCACACUCCUGUAAGGCCGCCCAGUACCUCCAGCACAGGCAGCAGAGGAAGCUGUGGCUCCUCGGGCAGAACUGCUGAGAAAACUAGCGUUAACUUCAAGUCUGACCAAGUGAAAGUCAAGCAAGAGCCAGGUACAGAGGAAGAGAUAUGCAGUUUCUCAGGAACAGUAAAGCAGGAAAAAACAGAGGAUGGCAGAAGGAGUGCUUGCAUGCUUAGCAGUCCUGAGAGCAGCUUGACACCACCACUAUCCACUAACUUGCAUCUGGAGAGUGAAUUAGAAGCAUUAGGAAGUCUUGAAAAUCAUGUAAAAACUGAGCCAACGGAUUUAAGUGAAAGUUGCAAACAGUCUGGACACAGCCUGGUGAAUGGGAAGUCCCCAGUGCGGAGUCUAAUGCACCGGUCUGCUAGGAUUGGAGAAGGCAAUAACAAAGAUGAUGAUCCAAACGAGGACUGGUGCGCCGUGUGCCAAAACGGAGGGGAUCUCUUGUGUUGUGAAAAGUGUCCAAAAGUGUUUCACCUGACUUGCCACGUCCCGACACUCCUCAGCUUUCCAAGUGGAGAGUGGAUAUGUACAUUCUGCAGAGAUCUGAGCAAACCAGAAGUAGAAUAUGAUUGUGACAACUCACAGCACAGCAAGAAAGGGAAAACAGCACAAGGCCUGAGUCCUGUGGACCAAAGGAAAUGUGAACGUCUCCUGCUUUACCUGUAUUGUCAUGAGCUGAGCAUUGAAUUUCAAGAGCCAGUCCCAGCCUCGAUACCAAACUACUAUAAAAUUAUAAAGAAACCAAUGGACUUAUCUACGGUGAAAAAGAAACUGCAAAAGAAGCAUUCCCAACACUACCAGACUCCUGAGGAUUUUGUGGCAGAUGUCCGGUUGAUCUUCAAGAACUGUGAAAGGUUUAAUGAAAUGAUGAAAGUUGUUCAAGUUUAUGCAGAAACACAAGAGAUUAAUUUGAAGGCUGAUUCAGAAGUAGCGCAGGCAGGGAAGGCAGUUGCAUUAUACUUUGAAGAUAAACUUACAGAGAUCUACCCAGACAGGACCUUCCAGCCUUUGCCUGAAUUUGAGCAGGAAGAGGAUGAUGGUGAAAUAACUGAGGACUCCGAUGAAGAUUUUAUACAACCACGUAGAAAACGCCUAAAAUCAGAUGAGAGACCAGUGCAUAUAAAGUAACCUAACGAUAUGGACCUGAAACUUAUUGUAAAAACUGUUAUUUAAGUGUUCCUGGAAUAUUAUCAUGCCUACGGUGGCCAUCUUGAAGAAGCUGAUAGCUUUUUAAACAGUAUUAGAUUACAAAAACACUUGUACAGAAAAGCAUUCUCAUCAAAAGGGGAAAAAAAAAAACUGUAUUGUAAAUUUUUGGUGGUUUUUUUUUUUUUUUUCCUUGAUUAUUUGCUAUAUUCUUUCUUUUCCUGAUGGAGGGGACACGCUCAUCCUGGUCUCACAAGGUAGAGGUGAUGAAUGUUGGAGAGAAGCAGGUUUGAUAACGGGAUGUUCCCUGUAGGACGGGACGGCGCGGCGAAAGGCGCUGCGGGACUGGCCCCUGGGGUGCUGUGUCUGCAACGUCCCCGAGACCCCCCCUCUGUGUGUGUGUGAACUUCAGUGCCUGUUGGUUGUUGCUUUUAUCAUCUCAUUUCAGCGGUAUCGUGAAUAACUGAUCUUCUGUCUUGAUCCGGGUUAUCUAGAUUUGACUUUCUUUACCACGUUUUAUGUAUAGCAAAAGGAAAAAAAAAAAAAAAAAAAUCAUUAAACUGUUCUGAAUUGGUGAGUGCAGGAGUGUGAGUUCUUGACAGGUGAAAGACUAAUUAUUUAAUGGGGUGGCAGCGAUCUCCUCUGGGCAGGGGAAGGUGUGUUUGUCAUGGAUCCUGUACACAGAACACGUUAGUGGUGCUCACAGCAGAACUGUCCGUCCCCGAUCCCCCGACCGAGGCAGAAUGUGAUCUCCAGUGUUCAUUGUCUCAUUUUCUGUACUUGAAGUAUAGACUGAAGAGGUAAUAACCGAUUGGGGUGUUUUUUCCAGUCUUCCUAAGUAUCAGUUUCUAAUAGACCACUCGGCAAACAAUAACCUAUUAACUACCAAAUGUGUAAAAUUUCCUGUAUUCACUUUGUCUUAUUUGUAAAUAGUGAAUUGAGAUUUCUUGCAGAUCGGCAACAUUUGCUGAACUGUUUUUAAGCUAAUAUGUAUUCUUAUUAAUUGUUCCUAUCAAGAAAAGAUUUGUAAUAUAUGCUAUUUCUAACAUUGCAUUCAUUUUGAGGUUCUGUCUUAUUUUUAUUAGCGUACUACUCAGAACUUUCUUCAGAAGCAGCUUAUGAGCGAAAUGUCCUAGAAAGAUUGGAGUAAAUCUGGUGAGAUUGGGUCACUCGUCCACCCAUUGAACAAAGCACUUGCACAGACCAGGAUUUGGCUUUUUGAGUGGUUUCUGGACAAAUCCUGUAAAGAGAACAGUUUCCCUCUGCGGCGCCUCCCCCAGCCCCUCCGCUCAGAAACAGCUCGUCACAAAGGCGCUUCCUUUGUCCGACAGAAAUCAACACUAGGAAUAAUAAGUGUAAUUUCUGGCCUUCAUAUAGAUCUUGUUAAAGAAAGAUGGGGAACUCAUCUAAUUGGCUGAGGUCAAGCUGACAGACCAUAAGAUUUUGUGUGAAUACAGCAAUUCUGUGGCAAAUCACCGGGGUUUUGGUACGCUCGACGUGAACAAUUCCUGUGGCGUUGGAUACGCUUUACCAUAGUGGUAAAAGUAAAUAUUUUAGCACAAUGUAUCAAACUGAGACAUACUCUCAGCAAUUUUUAUGCAAAUCACUUAAGAUUGGAUUUCUUUUUUUAUAAGAGCAAAUUAUAUGUACAUUGUGACUAUAAAAAGGGGACUGAAGGUAUUUGUAACUUCAAGCUCACACCUUUAGAUUUUGCAAAUGUUACACGUAAACUGUUUUUUUUCUGUUUCUCGGAUAUGAACACAGUGCCAGUUCAAAUUUAUUUUUUACCAGUUUGUAUGUGGAAGGAAAAGUAAUUCUACUUAAACAUGCUAAAUUGACAAAUAGCCCAAACUUUGCCCAUAGAAAGGAUGAUGCAUGUGAAUAGGGCACUGAUAGUACCGAGGGAUCAUGUGAUGGCUCUGUGUGUUGCCUCCUUACGCAUUUCUAGUUUCUCAGCUUCGUUUUGCAAAGGAAUAUUAUUAAAAUGAUCAUGAAAA